Messenger RNA from Eublepharis macularius, 4000 nucleotides. RefSeq names its product EGF containing fibulin extracellular matrix protein 1 (gene EFEMP1). Gene Ontology annotation, molecular function: calcium ion binding. The transcript has 12 exons. Bases 278 to 1627 code for a protein of 449 amino acids. The record is from RefSeq and is a predicted model, not a curated record. Lineage: Eukaryota; Metazoa; Chordata; Lepidosauria; Squamata; Eublepharidae.
GGCAUCAUUUCUCUGGAAGCGGAGCGAGGCGAAGGCGCCAGGUUAACCUGCGGCUGAGACGCACUGGCGGAGGAGGGAGAACUUCCAUUCGCUUCCUCUUCUGCGCCUGCUUUGCAUGGAAAGGGAGUCCUCCCCUUCUCGCCGCGCUCCUCCGGAGGGGCAUCGGAGCUUCGCAGCCCCGCAGCUGUGGAAAGAUACGAAUAUAGACUUACUGCCUUGCUAAACCACAGAACCAUCCUUGCAGGCAAUCCCAGAGUUGACCUUUCUCUUCAGAUUCAUGAUGGUGACAUUCACAUUCCUUCUUUCCGCUUUGAUGCUCACUGCAGUACACUCACAGGAACCAGAAGAAACAAUCACAUAUACGCAAUGUACAGAUGGUUAUGAAUGGGAUCCCGUCAUGCAGAGAUGCAAAGAUAUUGAUGAAUGUGAAAUUGUGCCUGAUGCAUGUAAAGGUGGGAUGAAGUGUGUUAACCACUAUGGAGGGUACCUCUGCCUGCCCAGAACAGCUCAGAUCAUUGUAAAUAAUGGUCAACAAGAAGCUGCAGAUGAAUCUGCCAGCAGCCGAAAUGGUAAUCCCAUCAUUCGACGGACCCCUCCUGAUGUUUUGCCAGGUGCUGGUAUACAGUGUGCUUCUGGGUAUGAAAUAAGUGAUCAUGUUUGCCAAGAUAUUGAUGAGUGCACAACAGGCACUCAUAACUGCCGGUCUGAUCAGUUAUGCCUCAACUUAAGAGGAUCAUUUGCCUGCCAGUGUCCCUCUGGGUAUCAGAAACGAGGGGACCAGUGUAUCGACAUAGAUGAAUGUGUACUCCCUCCAUUUUGCCACCAUCGGUGUGUAAAUGUUCCUGGCUCCUAUUACUGCCAGUGUAAUUCUGGUUUUCAGUUAACACCUGACAACCACACUUGUGCAGACAUAAAUGAAUGCGACACCAGCAACCCAUGUGCACAACUGUGCUACAAUAUUGUCGGCUCCUUCCUUUGCCAGUGCAAUCAGGGCUUUGAGCUAAGCCCUGACAGAAUCAACUGUGAUGAUGUUGAUGAAUGCAGAACUUCCAGCUUCAGGUGUCAAUAUCAGUGCAUCAAUGAGCCGGGGAGGUUCUCCUGUGUGUGUCCAGAUGGAUAUCAGUUGGUCAGAGGGAUAAAUUGUCAAGAUAUAAAUGAAUGUGAGGUGGGUAAUGAAUGCCGGGAGGAUGAAAUGUGUUGGAAUUACCAUGGUGGGUAUCGCUGUUAUCCCAGGAAUCCUUGUCAAGAGCCUUACAUCCUGGCGUCAGAAAAUCGCUGUGUCUGUCCAGUGUCCAAUCCCCUUUGUCGAGACCUGCCAUAUUCCAUUGUACACAAAUAUAUGAGUAUCCGCUCAGAUAGAUCUGUGCCAUCUGAUAUUUUCCAAAUCCAGGCAACCACCAUUUUCCCCAAUACUAUUAACACAUUCCGGAUCAAGUCUGGAAAUGAGAAUGGAGACUUCUUUCUGAGACAAACAAGCCCAGUGAGUGCAAUGCUUGUAUUGGUCAAGCCAUUAUCAGGACCUCGAGAACAUAUAAUUGACCUGGAGAUGCUGACAGUCAAUAAUAUGAAUUAUCGGUCGAGUUCAGUCCUGAGGUUAAUGCUAAUUGUAGGACCAUAUUCAUUUUAGGCACUACAACUAUGUCCUUUGUCAACUCCCAAAGCAGCCAAAGAAAUAUCCUCUUAAAUGAAGCACUUACAACUUUAUUUAUAGAUUUUACAUUUGUUUUUGGUUCUUUUUAAGGGAAAAAAGCUUUAUUAAGGAAAUCAGUACUUGUAAUCAUGCUUUUUGCUCAUAUAGUUCAAAGUAGUAUUCAUGUUUCAUAAUAUAACCUGGGCAUUGCCACUUUUUUGUAUAAAGGUUGUAUUCCCCCUCCCUGUAUAACAAUACCCCUGUCAGGCACCUCCCUAUAACAAAAUGUCUUUGCUUAAAUGAUUUUAUAAUAUGUGAUCCUUUUAAUAGGAUGUUACUGUCAAAGAAGAGCUUCUAUGAUUUUUAAAAAAACUUAAAAUCUAUUACUUUUCCAUUGUAAGAUUUAUGGUGUUUAGGUUGGUUUUAAAUAUAGCACUGUCUUUCUAAUGAACACAAGAGCCUGCUAUCAAGCAUGUUCCCCUUCCUGUAAGGGUGGCAUAGAGUUGCUAACUCCAGGGAAGGAAAUUCCUAGAGAUUUGUGUGGUACAGUGUGGGAAAUCUGGAGUUUGCUGAGGGGAGGAACCUCAGCAAGGCAUGGUGCCAUGGAGUCCACCUUCCAAAGCAGCCAUUUUCUCCAGGGGAACUGAUCUCUGUUGUCUGGAGAUCAGUUGUAAUUCCGGGAGAUCUCCAGCCCCAGCUGGAGGCUGGCAACCCAGUCCAUGUGUCCAUUCUUCCCCCGCACCAUGUGACCUAUGUAUACAAUGCAUACAAGACUGUACUAUGUCUACUGAAAUGGCUUCAGGAUUGAGGGGCAUGAGUAAGUCCUGCUGAAACUGAAAUCAAAGGGAUUUCAAUGUGCUUUAUUACUGGCUGCGUGUAGGGUUGCCAGCUCCAGGUUGGGAAAUUCCUGGAGAUUUGAGGGAUAAAGCCUGGAAAAGGCAGGCUUUGGGAAGGAAAGGACCUCAUCAUAAGAUAAUUCCAUAGAGUCCUCCCUCCAAUGCAGCCAUUUUCUCCAGGGGAAUAGAUCUCUAUGGCCUGGAGAUCAGUUGUAAUUCCAGGAGAUCUCCAGUCACUACCUGGAGACUGGCAACCCUAGCUGCAUGAGAUUUGAAGAUUUCCUUCCUCCAUCCCUUUCUCUAUAUGGACUCAGGGUGAUUUUUAGUGACUGAUGUCCCUGGGAGUCACCCAAAGCAAGUUUGCCUGUACCCCAGUGUUCUUUCCAAGACAGCCCCAUAGCUCAGAGGCAUACCUCAUAAGCACAAGAUCCCAGGUUCAGUUUCAAGGGGAUCUCAGGAAGCAGGAUUGGGAAGAACCCUUCCAAGAUUUUGAGAUAGGUGGAUGUGGUCUGAUUCAGUACGGCAACUUAAUAUGUUCCUAUGUGAGGUAAGUUGUACUUUUUCACAUGGACAAGAACGCUGACCAUUCAUUUGUAAGUGAGGGUGGAGGGAAGCCAAAACACUGCACAUGAGGACAUGGAGAAGGCAAAAAUCUACUCCUGGCAGCAGAGGAAAGGAGAACUUAUAUGGCAGUGCACCACUCCAGAAACCCCUGCAAUAUAUAAGCCCUCCCUACAUAUCUGCCCACUCCUCUCUCUUGUCUCGGUGAGGAGCAUUGUGCCAGUAUGUAAUACAUUUGUGUGUGUAUUUCUCUUUUUUAACUGCACUAUAAGGAAGGAUGGCAGUCUGUUAAAAAAAAAACAGUUCCUUAGACACCUAUUUCCUCUUGUAUUGGUUUUUUUUUUUAAUGGUGAUUUAGGAUUAAUGAGCACCAUAAAGAGAAAAUGGUUUGUACUGGGUGUUUCCUGAGCUCUAGAUACUGGGCAGAUCUUUUCUAUUUAAACAUACUACUCAUUAACAUUUUAUCUUUUCCGAGAAAAAUGGGACAUAAGGAGAAAGCUUUGCCAACAAUGAGUGAAGCUCCCAGUGGAAAAGAAAACAUCAUUCUAAGAAAUAUUUCUGUAUGAGUAUUGUUGCUUGUUUAAGAGAACAAUCUUCCUCGUUCCUGAGCAGAGGAAAAAUAAUAUAUGUUUGUAUACUAGGAUGCCACAAUCUAAAAAACAGCUGCUUGUAAGUUGUUCUUUUUAAAAACAUAAUUUGGCUUUGAGUUUGAGUAUUUUCAGAACUUGGAAUCCAAGUGCUGGCUUCCAUUUUUUAAGCUUUCUACAACACAGCAGUUACUUAUUCAUCCUAUAUAUGUUUUAUAACUCAGAUUUGCCAUUCUAAUGUACAGUGUUCAUAAAAUUCACAGUAGAACUUGGACCUAAUGACAUCCUUUUGUAAUAUGUAAAGCCUUCUCGUUUCUUGUGUAAGACAUAAUAUAGAACUCUUCGAUGUACAAAUUUUUAAAUAAAUAGACCUAUCUUUUAAUGAA